AUGAGCGAGCGCUGGGACGUCGGCCGGACCCUGGCCCUGUCUGGCCUGUUCCGCCUGCUGCAGGGCGCGGGCAGCGCCUGCGCCGGCCCGUUCCUCACGCUGUACCUGCGGCACCUGGGGCUGUCGCCGGCGCUGGUGGGCGUCGCGGCCGGAGCCAAGCACCUGGCCGCAGCUCUCUGGGCUGCGAUUGGCUUCUGCCCCAAGGGCCGCGGGAAGCGGCGGGUGCUGGUUGCCCUCGCUUUGCUGGGCUCGGCGGUGGCCAGCCUGCUGCUCAGCCUCAUCCCGGCCGCCGGCGGGGCCGCGGGGGACGGCCGCUGUAACGCCGCCGCGCUGCCCGCUCCGGGCGCCGCCAGUGGCCGUGUCCUAAGCACGAGCGCUGUUACGGAGACAAAAGCUGUGUCGAAAGAGAGGGUGGAGGCAACUGCCGAUGUUUUGACGGAGAGCAGAAAGGCAGCACUAACCAGUUCAGCCUUCCCGGAAUCACUUGGCCAGAUAGAUACGCUUGGGGAAAAAAGUAGAGGGGCUGGUGAAGGUGACACGAAGACAAAUGGUUCCUCAGAUGGCCUCUCUGGCUGGACACCUGUGAAAGCAGUUAACUGGGAGACACAAAACUCAGAAAUGCCAUUUUCCUCCAGACCUGUCAUACAUGGACUCGAGGAGAAAGCGAGCAGUCUUGGUUCUGCUGCAAUAGAUCCUACUGAGGAAAGCCUUCGUGCCUCUGAAAGCAAGGAGCGCCUUUUGUUUAAAACAACUGUUCCUGCUCUUGAAGGUGCUUAUGUGUCUGGAAACCUUUCAGACCACCAGCAAGACACUCAGGAUGUCAGCUUUAAGAGAAGACAAAACAUCUUUCAGACUUUUCUAAUGGUCCUGGGUACUGUGGUGCUUUGGGAGCUGCUGGCUACUUUUGUCAAGCAGACGGUGAAUGAAGGUCUCUAUGAAUAUCUCGACUUUGUUGAUGCAACAGACAGGUACAGCAAGCUGUGGAUUUGCAGUUACCUGGGUGAGGCUGCAGGUGCCUGCAGCAUUGCUGCGUUCGUGGAUCAAAUGAGCUGCUUUCUUGGCGGUAGGAUCAGCCGCCUUGCUGUCCAUUUCUAUGGCUAUGCUCUCCUGACGACUCUCUCCUUGUUUGUCAGUGUCUUUUUUCCCAUCCACGUUCCCAAGAAAACCACCAACCGUGUGAACAAAACAGCCAAAGCCCUCACCCUGCUGUGGGGCGAUGGCCGAGCCAUCCUGUGUGCCCUCACCGUCUUCCUCACCGGCGCGGCAGCAGCGGCGGUGCACAACUUUCUCUUCUGGCAAAUGCAGGACAGAGGCAGCAGUGAGCUGUACAUGGGGCUCUUUGUGGCCAUUGGGCUACUAGCUGAAAUUUGCCUUCAUUUCUUCAAAGAAAAGUUGCUGAAGGCUUUGUCAAGCAGCAAGAUUGUUGCCAUCAGCCUGAGCCUCCUGGCAGCGCAGCUCCUGUGUUACUCCUUUCUGUGGACUGUGUGGUCAGUUCUCCUCAUCCAGCUUUUAUCUGCCUUCAGCAGCGGAGCUUUGUGGUGGGUGGUUGGCAUGAGUGUGGAUGACAUUGCCACUCCAGGCAUGGAGAGGUCCCUCUGUGCUGUUCUCCGGGGCCUGUGCCACAGUGGAGGAGCGAGCCUGGGCAGUUUUGCAGGAGGAUUUGUUGUGAAGCACUUUGGCCUGGCAGUUCUGUACAGGGCGUGCUCUGUGUGCCUGAUGCUGUGGCUCUUCUUGUUCUUAUUUGUCCAAUCUAAACUGCCACGGCAGAAAAAGAUUAAUUAUUCUCGUCUCCUGGCUGACAACUCCAGUGACACGAGUGACUCUGACAAGGAGGACGAGAGUGGCUGGUGAAAGCUAUGAAAGCUAAAAGCUUUAAUAGGAAUUGAUCCUGACUGCAUGGGAUCAGCAAAUCUGUACUUGAAUGG
Colius striatus (speckled mousebird) is the source of this 1925-nucleotide messenger RNA. It is a transcript of the gene MFSD6L, whose product is annotated as major facilitator superfamily domain containing 6 like. Lineage: Eukaryota; Metazoa; Chordata; Aves; Coliiformes; Coliidae. Gene Ontology annotation, cellular component: membrane. Bases 1 to 1851 code for a protein of 616 amino acids. The transcript has a single exon. The record is from RefSeq and is a predicted model, not a curated record.